GUUUCAGCGGAGACGGAGAGAAAAGAGAGAAACGAUGAUGAAGUUCCAAGUUCUUCAACUGCGUCAUCGUCMAGUUCGUKCUCCGGUUUGGACAAGAGGGCAGAAAGAAUGAAGAGAUUGAAAGAGUUACAUUUGAGGAGGAACGAAGCACGUAAGAUGAACCACCAAGAAGUUGCUGAAGAAGACAGAAGAAACAAGCUGCCUCCAAACUUUGAAGCGAGACAGAGAAGAAUAGAUUGGGAYAACCAGGAAGAAGAGGCRCGKAAGGCUGCCGAGGAGAAAGGAGAGGACUAUGACAGAAUCAAAAUGUUAGAAAUGACAGCUGAUGAAGCUGACAGGCUAGAGAGAAAGCGUAAGAAACGAAACCCWGACCAGGGUUUUUCAGAUUAUGCUCAAGCACAACAGAGGCAAUARAACAGARUMGUCAAGCAAAUGAAACCAGAUUUGGGAAAAUACAACCAACAGAAAGAAAAGCU
Molecule: messenger RNA, 476 nt
Organism: Exaiptasia diaphana
Lineage: Eukaryota; Metazoa; Cnidaria; Anthozoa; Actiniaria; Aiptasiidae
Product: pre-mRNA-splicing factor SYF2-like
Cellular component (GO): catalytic step 2 spliceosome; post-mRNA release spliceosomal complex; Prp19 complex
Source: RefSeq, a predicted model, not a curated record